CCUGUAUACAUAUUUGGUAAGGAGGGUGUCCACCGCUUGCUUUUGCCCUAUGUUUGUUAGCAGAGCCAGAUAUCAGCAACUAUCGGGUCUCAGCCUCUUCCCUGUCUUGCCUGGCCUACCUUCCUCGGCCUUUUUUCGUCUGCGUAAUUGAAAGAGAAAGAGACAACAAAAAUAUCUGUACUCCAAUAUUUCCUCCUUAUCAUAUCAAUAACUCGGUAAUCAUGGCUGAGAAUGAACAAUCAAAGCCGCCCACGGUCGUCCAGCGUCUACGCAGAGCGUCAACCUCCGUGACCGGGGUUGUGAUGAACUACAAUCCGCAGCCGGGAAUGUGGGCGGCCACGGGAACAGCAAUUGCAUAUGCACCAACGCUCGGAGAGUUGAGAGAGCCAGUGACUGGCGGAAGAAAUAUUGUUUACAAUGCUCAUGGUCACAGUGCGAGGUCAGCCCCGUCAACCAACGCUGGGUCUACCACAAUUACAACGACCGAAAUUAAGGUUCCGAGAGCGCUGGAGAGGACAGAUACUAUCCCAAAGUCUUCGGCUUCACUCUAUGAACCAACUACAUCCACUGGAGAAGCUGGCGUUGCGGCCGAAGAGAAACACAACUGGAAAGAGACCACUCAACAUGCCCUUGCAGUCGGUUGGAAAUUCGUUAAGACGCCCACCGGAUUUCUCAUGACAAUCUACGGUCUUAACAUAGUCGCCUGGGGUGCCAUGCUGUUCUUUCUUCUUCUCGACGCGGCACCGGCCAUGGACCACCCCAACAAAGACUCGGACGACUCAGCUCGCAAGAAAUGGAUCGAAAUCGACAGCCAGAUCCUCAAUGCGCUGUUUUGUGUCACUGGAUUUGGCCUCGCACCCUGGCGCUUCCGUGACCUGUACUGGAUGGUUCAAGCUCGGUUCCAUCACAACCAACACGCAAUGAUGCGUCUCUGCAAGCAAAACGAGUCAUGGUUCCGGCCUCCUCGGUGGUAUCACGGAGUGGAUUUGGAGAGCGGACAGCAGGAAAGACGAGUCACAUUUACGGGCGAGGUGGCACCGCCAACACGGCUCUGGAAAUUGAGUUUUGUCGUGUGGAUGAUGGUUUACAACACUCUGUUUCAAUGUGCUCUGUCAGGUUUCAUGUGGGGAUAUAAUCGUAUCGAUAGACCUUCGUGGGCUGCAGGGACUUUUAUUGGACUUGGUUGUGGAGUGAGCUUAGCUGCCGGCCUGAUGAUGUGGUGGGAGGGUCGAAAGGUCAAGAAGAUUGAAGGACCGCCGGUGGUCCAUGUUGCAAAAGGAGUAGCCGGAGCUUGCGUUCCUAAUGACCGGGAGUAUGAGACUCUGGUUUAUUUGAAUAAUAUCUGUCAUUUUGCGAGAGAUAGCCAGACAUAUGACCUCACAAACAGGAAAUAG
Messenger RNA from Talaromyces stipitatus ATCC 10500, 1394 nucleotides. RefSeq lists its product as uncharacterized. Lineage: Eukaryota; Fungi; Ascomycota; Eurotiomycetes; Eurotiales; Trichocomaceae. The transcript has 2 exons. The record is from RefSeq and is a predicted model, not a curated record. Bases 222 to 1394 code for a protein of 390 amino acids.